CCAGACAGGAAGUCGGCCAGUACACGGCAAGGCCGCCUCUCGCCAGCAGUUGGCGCCCGCGCAACAGUGGGUUGCGCGCACGCCAAGCAUGGGCAUGAGCUCGAGCGGCAGUCAAGGGCACCAGCCCAUGCGUGCGCACUUGGGCACACACGCACCAGGAGGCACAGCAGGCGCAAGGCACGAUCAGACCUGCAUUCGGCCGAGCGCGCCACAGCCAGACAAGCCCAAGGGCAGCGCACGGGUCGGGCCCAACCAAGGACACAGCAGAGCAACCGAACCCGCCCACAUUGGGUCCGGACCAGCCAGCGCACGAGCGCCCGAAUGCCAAGGAUGGAAGGCUACGGUCAGCUCGACUCCGCACGCACCUGAGGACACAUGGCAACCAUCCGCCGACCAGGCGCCCAGCCAAAGAAGGAAGGCAACAGUCAGCCCGACCCCGCGCGCGCUAGCAGACACAUGGCAACCAUCCGCCGACCAGGCGCCCAGCCAAAGAAGGAAAGCCACGGUCAGCCCGACCCAGCGCGCGACCGAGGACACAUGGCAACCAUCCGCCGGCCAGGCGCCCGGCCAAAGAAGGAAAGCAACUGUCAGCCCAGCCCAGCGCGCGCCAAAGGACAAGUGGCAGCCAUCAACGCCCAAGCGCAAACAAGGAAAACUUUCAAAAGAUUGCGCCCGGCCAAACCCAGCAAGCAGGGACACUUGGCAGGCUGCCAAGCAUCAGCGCCGAGCCAAACCAGGGAAACGCACGCGCAGAAUCCAUGGAGGAGCCUGCAGGCUCUUCCAUGGCAAUCCAACCCGGGAUGACACGGGCGGCCAGGAUGCAACAGGCCGCCAGAUGAACGCGCGCAAGGAAGACACACCAGCAAUCCAAGGGAGCUCGAGCCAAAGCAGCAAGGCAUGGCAAACUAGGAAGCCUAUCUCGGCACAACAGGAAGCACAGCCAAACCGCCCAGCGCAGCAACCAAAUCAGGCUGCGCACGGGCAGAUGGCAGCAUCAGCAGGCGCCACAUGCACAAGCCAAGCCAGCAGCCAAUCCCGAGCGCCCAACACAUUUCAGCACAUGGCCUAGCCAAGGGCCAAGUUUGGUCAGGCCAUUGCGGCCGAAAAGGAAGCUCUUCAUCAUUUGAAUUUAGUCCAAAAAUAAGCCAAGGCAGUCGGCCAUUAAAAGGAGCCAUUAGGGCCCUUUGAGAGGUAUCUCUUAGACUUUGAUUUUCCAGCAUAAGUGUCAAGGGUUGUACCCCUUUGUAUUGUCGGCCGAAAGGCUUGGGCUAGGGCGGGGAACAUCAGCCCCCCUAGAUUGUUCUUAGGCAGUGCAAGGUCCCUUCCCGACCUUUGCCAAGAGUCCUUUGUAUUCCGUUGUUUAGUGGAAUGAAGUCAAGUUCCUUUCAACAUUGAGCCCCAUCAUUGAUUUCUUCCCACCGCCGGCAGCCCAAAGGCAAGCACACGGCGUGGUUCCACAGCAACAAGAAGGAAGAGCGAUACCCACCAGCAAGUCGGUCCCAAGGCAAUCCGCCAACACCAUCUUCAACCUUCGGACGCUUGGGCCGGGGAUCGGGACCACAACCCCCAGGUACCCAACAAGGGGACACCCUAACAUUCACGUGCAUCGUUUUAAGAUCUAAUGAUGGGAUCAUCAAUUCAGUUGAUUUAGAUUUUUAAUAGGAAUUCUUUUUAUUGAAAUAAAAGAAGACAUGAGGAAAAUUUUAAUCAUGGUUUUGUCUAUCCUUUUAAGUGGUACCUAGGAGUAAUACAAUGUGUUCCAUUACAUUUUAUCUCAUUCCUGAGGUGGCUUUUUGUUCCAAAGGCAUAGUUAUCAUAGCAAGAAUAUGGUGGUUGUCAUGGUUUGCAAUUGUCAUAUUGAUGUUUGUAUUUCUAUUUAUUGUAUGAUCUCAUGACAUAGCGUGCUUGGGUCCACAAACGUGCAAGGCGAAAUUUCCUGAUGCCAACAAACACUAAAGUCUAAAAGGAGCCAUAGGAAUUUUAAUGUGUCUAUCCGUAUAUUGACAACCUUAGUACUAAAUGGAUGGUACACAUUAUAGAUAGAUUAAUAUAGUAUACUAAUAAUUAAAAUGAUAAUAGUUAUGUCAAGUUAAAAGGGAUUUGCUUUAUAAUCGAUCUUUUCUAUGUACUUAUUUUAAAAAAGGUCUUCAACUUAAAACAUCAAAAUUUAUGUGACAUUUAUGAAAGUGAUUUUAAAGCAUGAUGGUUGUAAGCACCAAAAUGCCACUCUGUUAUAUCCCUAAACAUCUCUAGACUGGAGGUGAGAUCCAAUUCGUGGGUUUAGUGGAGGGUCUUUCUAGACAAGUUUCAUUCUGCUCCCAGGCAAACUGGAAGGCACUUGUGACCAUUUGAGGAUAUAAUAGGUACAAUAACAUUAAAAUUAUCUUGCAUCAUGAAAUGCUUAUUGAUUUACCAUAACUUAAUAAUAGAUCCCAUAAAAUACUUGCCACAAAAAAUGGUUAUAAAUAUUAUAUUUAAUUUUGUUUAAGGACUAAUAUGUCCCUUGCAAGCAUAGUGGUACAAAUAGGAUACAUAUGCUAUUAUGAGAUAAGCUUUAGGAUGAUAACAGAGAUGUGGGAUUUGUUCAAAAGAAAUUGUUGUAUGUAUUUCACCAACGCAUUUAAGACUGACAAUGAAAAAAAAACAAUUUUUGAAAACCAAAUCUGGUGAGAAAGAACUUAGUUUGUGCAUGAGGACAUGUGAAAGUCUGUUCGAUAAACUUUAUGCAUUAUGAAAUAAAUAAACCAUGUCUUCUAAUUGCAAAAAAAUCCAUUGCUUAAAUCUCCCAUGAUUCUCUUAGAAAUAAUUGUCAAUGCAACAGUUGAAACAUGCAAGUUGGGUGUGUUCGAAUAAUAAAUAAAAAAUAAACAUGAGCAUUUAUACCUUUCAGUCCCAAGUACUUGCAUCCAAGAUUUGAUUGUGGCUUUUGAAUGACAAAUGGAUCAAACAAAUUAAUCUAACAUUUAUUGAAGUAAAACCUAUGAUGUUCAAAGAAACAAAUACAAUGCAAGCAUUUCUUCUUUCUAUCAUUUUCUUCCUCAAAGUCAUUCUUUCAUAGCUGGUUGGCAAUUAACAGCCUUGUUAGCCAACAACAAAAGUAUACCAACUCUAAUUCUGUUUUCAUAGGUGUCUUGUGCUUGUAGAAAGUAAGUAAUUGUUGGUUGGACAUGGUGAAAAAAAAAAACAGAUGGAGAGGUAGGUGUCAUGUGGGUUCUUUUUACCCUUAUGAAAUGGAGGUCCAAACAUGCAGGGGAUCAAAAGCUGUAGCAGCUAGGCUUGCACUUAAAGUUAGGAAAGCUGUUGAGGUUAAGAGAGUGGGAGGGCAUCAAGAGUGACACCUCUUAAGAGAGUGGGAAGUCCAGAAUUUUUUGAAAGCUGUCGACUUUGCAUGUUCGGACUCUCUUCUCGUUUUUCAAGAGCCUGAUUUUUUGGAUAGUGUCUAAAUGCUUAGUUUGUUCUUCGGUUUUUAUUGAAAUAUGAAAUUUUGUAGGAACCUAGCUAUAACAUAUAUGAUAUGAGAAGUGAGCAGAUUUGUUUGGGUUCUCCAGUUUCUUUUUGGCUAUUGAUUGAGGGCCAAUUCACACAAUUGUUAGUCUUGUGGGUAAGGUUGGAUGUGUAUACAUACAUCGAUGGACCUGCCACUCAAAUCAAUUAUUAAAAUAAUUUGUAAAAGCAAGUUAAGCAUUCUCAGUAUUAGGGGUAUGUUUCUUGCACUUUUGUCUGGGUUAUGAAAGGUGAUUACAUUAUUUUCUGGUGAAAAGGAGGAUGCUUUGUGCUGAAGCACAAGGGUUUGGGCUAACUUACUCAAUUGGGGUUUUUGGAUGAGUGUUGCAUGGCUAUUGGCAUAAGAGAAGGCCAAGUGUGUGAAAUUGAGGUUACUUUUCCAAAAUUCUAAUUGUCACAACAACUAAAGUUCAUACAUGCCUAACCUACAAGUGAAUUUACGUAUGCUAAUUUGGUUGGGUACAUCUUGCAAAUGCAUUUGUUAAGACAACGCGUUAGUUCCUUGUGGGGGAUAGCCAUAUCACUUAGUACUGUAAUGGACUUGAUGAAGCAAUGAACAAGCAGAUGUAGGUAGAUAUAUGAGGAGAGAAGGUUAAAGCGGAAUAAGUAGAGGAAAAAAGAUAAGAAAGAAUAUUGUAGGAAGCAAGGUUCACCAUUGCGGUACCAGACCCUAUACCGGUUAUAUCUUGGUACAGUGUCUGUAUGCCUGGUAUGGGGGUUAAUUCGGCAUACUGACACUUAGUACGCCCACCAUAUCAUGUAUAAUGUGCAUGGUACACACCUGUACCAAUUAACAUAGCAUACCAUGGUAGGAAGCAAUGAUGAAGGGGUUAAAAGCAUGGGGAAUAAAGAUAAAUGGAAGAAUCCCCGGGAGGACUACAGAAGAAGUGGGGGAAAAAAGACAAAAUAUUUUGGAUAGGGAUGAUCGAGAAAAUGGGGGGAAAAAUAAGAGGCAAAAUCACCUAAUAUAAAAUGUGAAAGGCUUUGAGACUACCUGCAUAAAGCCAUCCUCAGAGCCUGAAGCCUCACUAUAUGUGAUGUGCAUAAAAGCAAACAAAAAAUACAUCCCAAAAUCUAAAACGUUUCCCACUAGCAGGUCCCCAUUGAAAAAGACCUGCAUGUAAGGGAAAAAAAAACGAAAAGGAUAUUCAGUUCUUAAGUGAGAAGGAAGAAAAAAACAUUUUUCUAGGGACAAAAAGAUUUUGGAAACUGGAUUCUCUUUAGAAUCUGGAAUUCCCACUGACUUUUUCUCUUCUGAAAAUUUGAAACUUCCGAUCUGAUUCAGUCUCCUCACCUUUACUCAGCCAUACAUUUUAAUCUAUGUUUCUCUCUUUUUUGUGCACUGUGAAAUCUUGAAGUCCAAGGUCUUUGCUGCUGUGGGCCCUGCAUCCAUUCACAAGAGAGAAUAAACUGCAUGCAAAAAAAAAAAUGCCCCACUCCAGUUAUAUAUAUAAAGAAACAGAAAGGCCCAGAUGGGGAAGGAAAAGAAAAAAGAACAGUAAAAAUAUUUUGCUCAUGGUUAGCUAGUUGCUGAUGAGAGACUUUCAUUGACUGUUUCAUUAACUUUUUUCAAGUUUAUGAAUUCUUUUUUGUCUUUUUGUUCUGGAGAAUUUCUUGAGUAUGACAAAUCAGUUAAAAGAUUUGAGAAUUAAUCGCUGACUUUAUAUUAUCUAACAACUUAUCGCAUCCUUUAAAUUGGAGCUCCUCUCUUUUUCUCUUUUCUCUUCUAUCCAAUAUCAGUUAAGAAAACUUUACUUUUUUAAAUCCCUGAUCCCCCUCCUUCCUCCACAUAUCUUUUGAUUCCAACCCAUAGAAGAGGAGAAAACAGAUCUAUAACAGCCUAUAUUUUUUUUAAAAAAAAUCCUAAGUUUUUUACACUUCCUAUCAAGGUAUUCUGGUGGUUGCAAUUUCCAAAUUGUGCUAAAAAAUUACACAGUUUCUAGAAAGCAGCCAAAGUUGAAGUUCGCAAGGCAUGUGGAUUGUUAUGACAGGGAAUUUGUUUGUGCCAAAUAAGAGGUUGGCAUGGCAUUGGCAGAUGUAAGAGGAGACCUUGCAGCAUGUUGAUUCUAUUGCGUACUGCUCAGUCUGUUGGAAAUUUUGUAGAUUUUUCCUGUGUUAAAAUUCUUCUACUCUUUUGGGAGCAUUGGCUGUGCAUAGGUUGUGCUAAUGGAUCCACCUAAACCAAUGUAACUGAUAGCAAGAACCACAUGAAGAAUGUGUCUUACCACUGACACAGAGGAAACAUGAAGUUGUUUUCUUGAAUAUUCUUUGAAAACAGAAAUUUUGAAUCUUCUAAGGUCCAUUAUCUGCAUAUAAAAAUAGAUCCUUGGGUAUAGAGAGUUUCCAUCUGGUGUUAUCUGGGUUUAAGAAUGAAAACUUGCCAUUUGUGGAGAGUUCUGCAUGCUCUACAGCUAUUUGCUAAAGGUAGUCAUGUAGUAAAGCUAAUCAAUAAACUUUAAUUACAGUAUUUUUAUGCUUGUGUUUAUCUUAUUGCAAAUGUAAGUGACUUUUGGUGAUUGUAUUUUUUAGGUUUCUGCUCAGUUACCUGCUUUUACGUUAUUGGGGUUUAUACGUGGUUAUCUUAUAAUUCAGAUUGUUUAGUCUGGUGCUUGAAAUCGCUAGGAUUUUGAUGAUUGCGGGCUUUGAGUUGAAAGGGGUACAAGGAACAUAUAGUGGUGGAACUUAGACUAAAGUCAUGCCAUAUUAUAUAUUUAUCUUUCAUCAUUAUUAAUAGAAGAAAUAGAAGGCAAAUAGUUGGAAGAAGGUGACCAUUGUGCUCUCUAUGUAUAUAUGCAUGCAUGCAUGUACUAUUUAUUCUGUAAAUUUUAAUUUCUCUUGUUUUUUGACUGAUUCUGAAUAU
Molecule: messenger RNA, 6364 nt
Organism: Phoenix dactylifera (date palm)
Lineage: Eukaryota; Viridiplantae; Streptophyta; Magnoliopsida; Arecales; Arecaceae
Source: RefSeq, a predicted model, not a curated record